This is a messenger RNA of Apaloderma vittatum (bar-tailed trogon), 1666 nucleotides long. RefSeq names its product neurobeachin-like protein 2. Gene Ontology annotation, biological process: intracellular protein localization. Lineage: Eukaryota; Metazoa; Chordata; Aves; Trogoniformes; Trogonidae. The record is from RefSeq and is a predicted model, not a curated record. Gene Ontology annotation, cellular component: membrane; cytosol. Gene Ontology annotation, molecular function: protein kinase binding. The transcript is spliced from 11 exons. The coding region runs from base 20 to 1666 and encodes 548 amino acids.
CUUCAAACCCUUCCCGGGGAUGCGAGCACGCAAGAGCUCCAGCCUCUCCAACGUCCUGGAUGAGAGCAGCUACCAGGAUGUGCUGCCCAGUGACAACGUCUCCAACACCAGCAACCCCCAGCAAAUGCCCGAGGAGGAGCUGUGCAACCUCUUGACCAACAUCAUCUUCUCGGUGACCUGGCGCGGGGUGGAGGGCUGGGACGACGCCGCGUGGAGGGAACGCGGGCAGGUCUUCUCCGUCCUCACCAAGCUGGGCACAGCGUGUGAGCUGGUGCGGCCCCCCGAUGAGAUCAAGCGCAGCCUGCUGGAGAUGAUGCUGGAGUCGGCGUUGACGGAUCUGAAGGAGUCGGGGCCGGCCGCCCUGCCCGGUCUCGCCCACAACGCCCUCAAGCUGCUGCGGCUGCUCCAGGAUUUCUUAUUCUCCGAGGGACACAACAACCAGGCUCUGUGGAGCGAGAAGAUCUACGAGGGGCUGAGCAGUCUGCUGGACAAGCUGGGUGUCUGGUACCACCUGGCCAACGGCACCUCCGACCUCAAGGAGAUGGCCCAGACGGGUCUACGCAUCCUCGUGGGCUACAUCAUGCUGCAGGACCCUCAGCUGCACUCGUUGGCCUACGUGAAGCUGCACAGCCUGCUGCAGACCGCCUCAGCCCCCAAAAAGGACGAGGCUUGCUAUCUCCUGGGCAAGCUAGAGACCCCGCUGCGCCGCUCGCUGGACACCAAGUCGGAGACCUUCUCCUGGUUGGUGCCCAUCGUCCGUACGCUCAUGGACCAGUGCUACGAGACCCUGCAGCUGCAGCUCUUCCUGCCCUCGCUGCCUCCCACCAACGGCAGCCCCACUUUCUACGAGGACUUCCAGCUCUUCUGCACCACCGCGGAGUGGAGGGGCUUCAUCGAGAAGCACGUGCAACCCACCAUGGCCCAGUUUGAGAUGGACACCUUCGCCAAGAGCCACGACCACAUGUCCAAUUUUUGGAACGCCUGCUACGACGCCAUGAUGAGCAGCUCCCAGCGGCGGGAGCAGGAGAAGGCGGCGAGCCGCAAGAUGUUCCAGGAGCUGGUGCUGGAGCCGGCAGCCAAACGUUCCAAGGCGGAAAACGCCCGACACGCCAACGUGCUCAAGCAGGCCAACAACCACCACAGCACCGUGCUGAAGCAGUGGCGGUCCCUGUGCCGCCUCCUCACCUCACCCCGCUCCGCCUGGGCUGACCGGAACCCACCAGAGGUUCGCUGGAAGCUGUCGAGCGCCGAGACCUACUCCCGAAUGAGGCUGAAGCUGGUGCCCAACCUGAAUUUUGACCAACACUUGGAGGCCAGCGCCCUACGGGACAACUUGGGAGCCGACCAUCUCCACAACCCCACGGAGUCCCUCCCGCUCGCCAUGGCCAAGGAGGCCAAGGUGAGCGAGCUGGAGGAUGAUCAACUGGCCGAGGAGGACCUCCCCGUCCUGGACAACCAGGCUGAGCCCAAAGAACAGAACCAGCGAGAGAAGCUGGUGGUCUCGGAGGACUGCAUCGGCUAUGACUUCAAGCGCCCCUUGUCCCACCUGCGCGAGGUCCACCUGCGCCGCUACAACCUGCGCCGCUCCGCGCUCGAGCUCUUCUUCAUCGACCAGGCCAACUACUUCCUCAACUUCAAAAAAAAGGUGGUGGCACCUUCCCCAUGA